Clarias gariepinus (North African catfish) is the source of this 553-nucleotide messenger RNA. It is a transcript of the gene atp5pf, whose product is annotated as ATP synthase peripheral stalk subunit F6. Gene Ontology annotation, biological process: proton motive force-driven ATP synthesis. The record is from RefSeq and is a predicted model, not a curated record. Bases 151 to 474 code for a protein of 107 amino acids. The transcript has 4 exons. NCBI's taxonomy places the organism in Eukaryota, Metazoa, Chordata, Actinopteri, Siluriformes, Clariidae. Gene Ontology annotation, molecular function: proton transmembrane transporter activity.
UAUUCCUUGUACCGGAAGUGAGUUUAAAGAAAUACGGGUAGGGAAAAAAAAACAUCGCACUAGUAGAUGCAAAGAAAAAAACUACCCAGAAUGCUUUAGGUCUCGGCGGCAGCCAUUGCUUGAGGACGGAAGCUAGUUGCAAGAGACAGCAUGGCACUCCAUCAGCUCUUUCAGCUCUCCUCGCUCUUCCGCUCAGCCGUUAGCGUGACCCUGCGCAGGAACCUCGGCAUCUCUGCUGUCCUUUUUAACAAGACUAAAGAGCUGGACCCUGUACAGAAACUCUUUGUGGACAAAAUCCGCGAGUACAACGUCAAGAGCAAGAGCUCAGGUGGCGUGGUCGAUGCUGGCCCCAGCUACCAGAAGAACAUGACAGAAGAGGUAAACAAACUGCAAAGGUUAUAUGGAGGAGGUGACAUGAAUAAAUUUCCCGACUUCAAAUUCCCAGAACCCAAGCUAGAGGAGGUGGCCAAGUGAACAGCCCUCUGCCUAAACCUGCGUGUAUCUGUCAUUCAGAGUGAUGAGAAAAAUUAUUUAAUAAAUAACUUGAAAUGUG